ACUUGUCACGGGCUUGGGACAGAGCGGUGACCAUGGCUAGCCUGGUGUUGUCUCCUGUGCCCAACAACUGGCUGGUGGUAUUGCUGCUGUUGCUCUCAGCCCAGAUGGUGCCGAUAGCCAAAACACAGGACCUGAAGGAGAAUCUCCAAGGAAGCACUUGUUCCGAAAUCUGGCAGAACCCACGUUUCAUAGCCAGGAAAAGGGGCUACACAGCAAAGAUGCAUUGCCACACGGAUGGCACCCCCAGCACUGUGAGCUGGCUGCGGAAGCAGGAGACCGACCUGGAGCCCCAGCAGCUGAAGAAUACAGACCGUAUGGUGCAGUCUCAGAAUGGCUCCGUCUUCACCCUUGCCAUCCAGGCCAUCCAGUUUGAGGACAACGGCAUCUACUUCUGCCAGCAGAAGUGCACCAGGGCCUCCCAGGAGGGAGCCACAGUCAACUUGGGCUGCGGCACUGAGCUGCGAGUCAUGGGGUUCAGCACCUUGGCACAGAUGAAGCGGCGGAACACGCUGAAGGACGGAAUCAUCAUGAUCCAGACCCUGCUCAUCAUCCUCUUCAUCGUCGUGCCCAUCUUCCUGCUGCUGGACAAGGAUGAGGGCAAGGCUGGGAUGGAGGAAGAUCACACCUAUGAGGGCCUGAACAUCGACCAGACAGCCACCUACGAGGACAUAGUGACUCUUCGGACAGGGGAGGUGAAGUGGUCUGUGGGUGAACACCCAGGCCAGGAGUGAGGGCAGAGCCCACCCUACCUGGGCGCAGCCCCCUGGGCCUCAGUGACUGCUUUGGAGCUGCCUGGCUCACAGCCCACCCCUGGCCCUCAGUGGCCUCUGAAGCUGGCCUGCCAGAGCCACCUCCUUGCUCCAGUGCCUGGGCCAGGCCAAGGGCUAGAGAAGAAGGGCAACCAGGAGGUGAUAUGGUAGGAGUUCUUUGGGGUGGACUGGCUCCUGCCUUUCAGGGGUGCUAGGGGGGAUACACCCCCACACAUGGGAUGGGGAGGGCAGAGACUGGUGCAGAUGCUACAAAUGGACUCAGAGCAGUCAGCUUCUUAAAGGGCAUGGCCCUUCCCUGGGCCCCAGGAGGGCCACUGAGAACUUGAUUCCUUUCUCCCAACCUCUCCUACCCCACAGGCCCUGCCCUCAAGUCCUUUAUCCCGUGGAAUAAACUGUGUC
Otolemur garnettii (small-eared galago) is the source of this 1169-nucleotide messenger RNA. It is a transcript of the gene CD79B, whose product is annotated as CD79b molecule. Gene Ontology annotation, molecular function: transmembrane signaling receptor activity. The transcript has 6 exons. The record is from RefSeq and is a predicted model, not a curated record. Gene Ontology annotation, biological process: B cell differentiation; B cell receptor signaling pathway. Lineage: Eukaryota; Metazoa; Chordata; Mammalia; Primates; Galagidae. Gene Ontology annotation, cellular component: external side of plasma membrane; B cell receptor complex; membrane. The coding region runs from base 33 to 731 and encodes 232 amino acids.